Messenger RNA from Pieris rapae (cabbage white), 1126 nucleotides. RefSeq names its product mitotic spindle assembly checkpoint protein MAD2B-like. Gene Ontology annotation, cellular component: zeta DNA polymerase complex. The transcript is spliced from 2 exons. The record is from RefSeq and is a predicted model, not a curated record. Lineage: Eukaryota; Metazoa; Arthropoda; Insecta; Lepidoptera; Pieridae. Bases 346 to 927 code for a protein of 193 amino acids.
GAGGCAUGAUGUCUCGUUACUUGUCAAAGCAAUAACUGAAAGUUGAUAUUCAUACCUAUUCAUAUUUCACCGAGAUGGAAGAUUUGAAAAAUUAAAAUAUUUUUUUUAAACAAUAUCACUUUUUGACAGCCGUGAUCCUCCGCAAUCCACCAAACGAAUUUGUAAGGAAAUGGCAUUUGCUCUCAAGCUUUAAAUUAAAGCUUUUAAAUAGGGUACUAGAAAAGUUAAAAAAAGCGGCUAAGUUUAUGUAAAAACAUGUAAUUAAUGUAAAUAUUAUAUACAAAAUAUUGUAUAUAAAGUGAUCGACAAAAUAAAAUAUAGAGGAAACUGAACCUGACCAUUGUUAUGGACAAUUGUUUUAUAGAUAUCACAAUAGAGUUUCUUGGAGUAGCUUUUCACAACAUUUUGUACUAUAUAUCUGUGUAUCCUAAUUACAUUUUUGAAACUAGAAGAAAGUAUAGUGUGGUAGUUUACCGUUCCAUUCAUCAAGAAGUAAACGAAUACAUUGAUUUGUGUUUAAAGAGCGCAGCAAACUGUUUAAGAAACGGAGAGUUACAGCGCAUAGAAUUCCUUAUUACCACUAGCUCCUAUGACGCUCUUCUUAAAUUUGUCUUUGAUAUAAAUAAAAUUGAUGAAUAUGAUCAGACCAAUGAUGCUUACUUGGUUCAGGCCGAACAAAACAUGCGAGGGUUCUGUUUAUAUUUAACUACAUUGUGUGAUAAGUUUAAGGGUUUACCUGAAGAUAAAAGUUUUAUGAUACUAUUACAUACCAAUGAGUCCACUGCGGUGGCUAUGACAACUAACCCAAAUUCAGAACAAUUUCCUUUUGUUGAAACAGAAGAGAACACAGAGUUUGAUAAAAUUAUACCUAUAAGAAGAUUUUGUGUCAGAAAUUAUAAUUUAGAUAUGUUUGUGGAAGUUAAGUGAAUAAACUGGAACAAUGCAGUUUAAUCAACACAUAAUUUUAUAACAAAAAAGGAAUACCAUAUAAGGGAAUAACACUGUAGUAUGGUAAUUAAUAUGAUUGAAAUUGAAGUUUUAUAAGCAGUUACAGAACUGUUAAAAUAAUCAUUUGGGUUUUAUCAACCGAUAUACUGGAGACAACACCCAUUCAAGUGGAUUUUUA